This is a messenger RNA of Mollisia scopiformis, 596 nucleotides long. RefSeq lists its product as uncharacterized. The transcript has a single exon. Lineage: Eukaryota; Fungi; Ascomycota; Leotiomycetes; Helotiales; Mollisiaceae. The record is from RefSeq and is a predicted model, not a curated record. Bases 87 to 596 code for a protein of 169 amino acids.
GAGAAAAUACCAUAGUCCACUUUCAAACUCCCUCUACAGAAGUCACCCGGAGGCCCAUCAUAGACUCCUCAGACAAAGUACCCAGCAUGACAUCCCCAUUCUCACUCCCAGCGGUACUCAGCCCACCCAUGACUGGCCACGAAGCAGUGGUCGAUGCGAUGUACCGGUGCGUUAUGGCCUUCGAUACAAACGACAAAGACCUAUUUGACUCGAGCUUCAUGCCAGACGGCGUAUUUGAAGUCAACGGUCGCUCCAUGACAGGACUACCCGAGAUCCAUGCAACGGGACUUGCUCUCAUCUUCAGCGUUGACACGACGCACAUGGUUUCCAAUGUGCGUGUGCACAUGAAAGUGGCAGCUCUUUCCGCCGAGCAACAUGAGGCUAGCUUGACGGCUACAGUGCUCUCGCAGCACUUCGUUGCGGGUAAGGGAAUGGAGCCGGCUCAGAAUGAUCUGAUGGGCGGUAGCUUGUACCGUGGAGAUCUGAUUAGGGACACAGACGGGCUGUGGAAGUUCAAGCACCUGUUGAUAAAGUCUAUUUGGGUGCAAGGUGAUUAUAGCAUCAUUGGGGGAAAUUUCAGUGAGAUGGGCAAGUGA